This is a messenger RNA of Diuraphis noxia (Russian wheat aphid), 1389 nucleotides long. RefSeq lists its product as uncharacterized. Lineage: Eukaryota; Metazoa; Arthropoda; Insecta; Hemiptera; Aphididae. The record is from RefSeq and is a predicted model, not a curated record.
AUGCAUAGGCGAUGCAUGGUCUGUUUCGGUGAAGGUCACAUGUCUUUYAAGUGUCCUUYCUCUUGCUCUGUCUGUAAGCGACGCCAUCAUGCACUACUUCAUAGGGAACCUAACCCGAAGAAGAYUAGUCCGCCAGCUGCUCUGCUAGGUCGGCAACCCACUCCUACAGUACUGUUAGGAACUKCUGUGGUACAUGCUCGAGAUACCGUCGGGAUCUGCCGUUCUGUUCGUGUUCUAAUAGAUUCCGCGUCGCAAAUAAGCGCGAUCACUUCUGCCUGUUGYGAUAGGUUGGGAUUACAGCUGUCGCGUUGGACGGUACCUGUCACUGGACUGUCAGGGCAAAGGGUUCCGGAUGUGCAGGGUGUGGUCCAGCUGACGAUCCAGCCUCGUGACAAGAUUACUCCGGCCAUCCAAGUGAGACCUUGGGUGCUCUYCUCGAUCACUUCCGAUAUGCCGGCCCGACAGUUGCCAAGUCAGGUUCGGGCAAGAUGUAGUCACUUGUCGCUUGCCGAUCCAUAUUUCGAUAAACCUGCUCCGGUUGAAUUACUUAUUGGCGCUGAUAUAUUUCCACAGAUUUGGAAUAACCAGAGUAGCUCGCUUGGUCCAGGGUUCCCUUCAGUUUCAGUUUAUAGUUCGAUAUUUGGUUGGGUCCUGAUUGGCCCUGUCCAGGCACACCCGGAUAUAGGUGCGCAAUCCAUGUUAGCCUCCUCAGAAUCGUCGAUGGAGACUAUGAUCGAGAAGUUUUGGUUGGUUGAAGAWCCUGAGGCCGCUCCGCCUCAAUUUACUGAAAAUGGUCAAUGUGAAGAGCUGUUCCGCUCCGAGAUGGUCCGAGAUUCUAGUGGUCGGUUUUCUGUCCCUCUUCCCUUCCGCUCGGGUCGAUCAUCRGAAGCUUUUCCGGGUUCUCGACAGGUCGCUCUUAACCGUUUCUUAAACUUGGAAAAGAAGUUGUCUGCGGAUAAGAUCUUGCACAGAGCUUAUUGUAAGUUUAUGACCGAAUACGAGGAGCUGGGUCACAUGUCUCUCGCUGAAGGCGAAGGUCAGUACUUUAUCCCUCAUCAUGCCGUACGGAAGGUCGAGGGGGAUGAACUCAAGUUGCGUGUGGUCUUUGAUGCGUCCGCCAAAUGUCAUUCCGGGAUCUCUCUCAAUCARUGUUUGUUGGUUGGUCCGAAGUUGCAACAGGAUAUUGUUGAUGUCUUGGUCGGAUUYCGGAUGCAUAAGGUUGCAUUCACUACAGAUAUAUGCAAGAUGUAUCGGCAGAUCGAAGUCUUACCGCAAUACCGGGGAUACCAGUAUAUCCUUUGGAGGGAUUCCCCGCAGGUGUCGGUGAAAGAGUAUACCCUCAAUACCGUUACCUACGGGGUGAAUAGUGCUCCCUAUCUCGCCUUAUGA